CUCUCUCUUGUCUCUUCCCUAUUACUAGUAUCUAAAAUAUUUGUUACAAAGUUUACUGCUCAAGAUAUCUCUAGCACCACUGUCAUAGCCGUUUUAAGUCCUUCAAGCACAAAAUAUUUCACACCUAUCCUUACUUGCAAUAGAAGAACUUCAGUUUGUGCAAUCAACAUACUCAAACAUGAAAUCUCUUUUACCUGCAAGUCUGAAUGGUGAUAACAAUGAAGAAUCAAUCUUGUCUUCAUACAAUUCUUGGCUAGAAAACCAUCCUUCUGCAUUGGAAAAUUUUGAAAAAGUGAUGAACAUUGCAAGAGAGAAAAAGAUUGUUGUGUUCUUAGAUUAUGAUGGAACACUCUCUCAAAUUGUCGAUGAUCCUGAUAAAGCUUACAUGACUGAUGCUAUGCGUGCAGCUGUGCGUGAAGUUGCUAGUUAUUUUCCUACUGCCAUUAUUAGUGGAAGAAGUAGAAAUAAGGUUUAUGAUUUUGUGAAAUUGAAAAAUAUUUACUAUGCUGGAAGCCAUGGAAUGGACAUAUCAACUUCACUGGGGUCUUCCAAGUAUCAUGAUAAGAAUCAUCAAACAAAGGGUGUUGAUGAAAAGGGUAAUGAAGUUGUACUUUAUCAUCCAGCAGAAGAAUUUUUACCAACAAUCCAAGAGAUAAUUAAGAUUUUGAAAGAUAAUAUAAGAGUGAUAAAUGGUUCGACCAUUGAGGAUAAUACGUUUUGUUUCACGGUACACUACCGCCGUGUGAAAAAUAGAGAGGAUGUUGAAGUUCUCAAAGAAAUUGUUGAGUCUAUUAUGAAAGAUUACCCUGAUUUUCUCAUAUCAGGAGGGAAAGAGAUUAUGGAGAUACGCCCAAAUGUGAACUGGAAUAAAGGCGAUGCUCUAAUGUAUUUUCUUGACACUCUUGGAUAUAACACCUUUGAUGAUGUUCUACCAAUAUACAUUGGAGAUGAUAGAACAGAUGAAGAUGCUUUUAAGAUUCUAAAACAAAUUGGAGGAGGUUUUCCAAUUGUUGUUUCUUCAAUUGCUAAAGAGACAAAUGCUUCAUAUUCUCUGCGUGACCCUGCUGAUGUUAAGACAUUCUUGACACAUUUAGCAAAAUGGAAGAAGAACUUGAUUCAUAAAACUAAACAACGUUGAAGAUAAAGUGAUGAUGGGUGGAUAAACUAAUUUAAGGCUGAUUUUGUCCCUUUUAAAGUUACCAAAUUAGCCUUGAUUUAUUUUCUAUAGAGAAUAUUGAUUAUGUCAAUACCAAUUGAAUAGAAAAUGGUUUUGUAAAUACAUGUCGUACUUCAAUUUUAGGUCACAUCAUUAGUAGAUGUAGACUCAUCAAUCUAAAUCAUGGUUUAAGGUAAGGUAAGAUUUAUGAGGCAACAAGGCAAUAUGGUUGAUCAUUUGUACCUACCUAGUUGUCAUUAUUUGGAUUGUAUUCUUUCUUCUAUUGUUCAAACUAUUUCCAUUGAAAUAAAUUAAAUAAUU
Messenger RNA from Medicago truncatula (barrel medic), 1477 nucleotides. Its product is annotated as probable trehalose-phosphate phosphatase 2. NCBI's taxonomy places the organism in Eukaryota, Viridiplantae, Streptophyta, Magnoliopsida, Fabales, Fabaceae. The coding region runs from base 179 to 1138 and encodes 319 amino acids. Gene Ontology annotation, biological process: trehalose biosynthetic process. Gene Ontology annotation, molecular function: trehalose-phosphatase activity. The transcript is spliced from 10 exons. The record is from RefSeq and is a predicted model, not a curated record.